This is a messenger RNA of Fraxinus pennsylvanica, 858 nucleotides long. NCBI's taxonomy places the organism in Eukaryota, Viridiplantae, Streptophyta, Magnoliopsida, Lamiales, Oleaceae. The record is from the annotation of a GenBank genome assembly.
AUGGAAACCAUUCUCUCUCCUCACUCUUUCUGUCGACUUUUCAAGGCUCCUUCUCUUUCCUCUCCCUCUCUCCAACCCAAAACAAGUUCUUGGCCCAAUCCCAUUUGCUGCACCCUCAAAAAACAAUCUGUCAAACAAUCUUUUACCACACCCACAAGUUGGUUUUCUCAAGUGCAUCAGGGAUUAGCUGCGCUUGCCAUUUCUUUGGCCCUAAACUUUUGCCCAAUACUACCUAAUGAAUCUGCAUUGGCUUCUGAAUUUGAUGUUUUAAAUGAUGGUCCACCAAAGGAGACAUAUGUUGUUGAUGAUGCAGGUGUGCUCAAUCGCGUAACGAAGUCUGAUUUGAAGAGAUUGUUAUCGGAUUUGGAGUCAAGAAAAGGCUACCACAUUAACUUUGUCACUGUCCGCAAGCUCACUAGCAAAGCCGAUGCAUUUGAGUAUGCUGACCAAGUUCUCGAACGUUGGUAUCCAACUGUAGAAGAAGGCACCAACAAGGGCAUAGUUGUACUAGUUACCAGUCAAAAGGAAGGUGCAGUUACAGGUGGCCCUGAUUUUGUCAAGGCUGUUGGUGAUACCAUUCUUGAUGCUACGGUAUCGGAGAAUCUUCCAGUCCUAGCCACGGAAGAGAAGUACAAUGAAGCACUAUUUAGUGCUGCCAACCGGCUUGUGGCUGCCAUUGACGGGCUCCCUGAUCCUGGUGGCCCCCAGUUUAAGGACAACAAAAGAGAAUCUAACUUCAAAACCAGGGAGGAGACAGAAGAGAAACGAGGGCAGUUCACCCUUGUAGUUGGAGGUUUGUUAGUGAUUGCUUUUGUUGUUCCUAUGGCACAAUACUAUGCUUAUGUCUCAAAGAAAUGA